This is a messenger RNA of Bombus pascuorum, 2487 nucleotides long. RefSeq lists its product as uncharacterized. NCBI's taxonomy places the organism in Eukaryota, Metazoa, Arthropoda, Insecta, Hymenoptera, Apidae. Gene Ontology annotation, molecular function: calcium ion binding; A2-type glycerophospholipase activity. The transcript is spliced from 5 exons. Bases 1505 to 2314 code for a protein of 269 amino acids. The record is from RefSeq and is a predicted model, not a curated record. Gene Ontology annotation, biological process: arachidonate secretion; lipid catabolic process; phospholipid metabolic process.
AAAAUGUAAAUUUAAAGAAAUGCAAAUCUUCUAUAAAAGUUACACAAUUUGGCAUAAAUUCAUUCAAACAAUUUUAUCAGCAAAAUAAUUAUUGUUACUUGUGUUUAAAAUUAUCGUGGAAUUUGGAUUUAAAACAAUCUCUGCAGCAUCAUUUACGUUUGUCCUUUAACCUCUGAGCUUGUUUUAGGAGAGAUCUGGACUACUUAAAAAUUAGAUCACAUCUACAAUGAAAUCUCAUCUUACAAUAAUAAAAACGUUCUAUUUAGCUUUCGUUACAGAUUUUCUUCAAUACGAACUUAUUAGAAAUCAAAUUAUUAUAUCACUGUAUUAACAAAACAACUCCAAGAUAAUGAAAUGAAGGAUAUACUCGUUAAAAAAUCUGAAAAGGAGAAACAGAAAUAAAACUACCCAAAAAUAAAUAAAAAAUAGUGUGUGAAUGAAACUGGAUUAAAUUACGAGACUAACAAACAUAAUCAUAUCGAAAGUUAUUUCUUCUUCAGAAGCUAUAACCAUCAAAAGGACACCUAUAAUAAAAGAAGGCGAAGUAAUAUACUUAUAAAGAUAAACCAUUGAAACAGCGAUCAAGAUAGGAGAUGAAUAAAAAGCGAGUAAAAGGUGAAUAAGUUGUUGAGUAUUCUCCGCUUCGAGGAAGUCGUCGAAAGUAUAACAGUAGGUUUCUCAGAGUGUGGCUAAGCGCCUCGUGUCUCUUCUCCUCAAUGAAGAGGAUCAGUCUAAGUGCCGUUCCUCGAGUACUUCGUAGCUAGCUCCAAAGGAAAGACUCGGAGUCACGGAAUGCAGCAGAACAGUGAAUCAUGACCCGUCAAAUGUUUUGUGGUAGGAAGGGGUAAAUUUCCUUGUAGAGGGAAUCGAUGGACCAAAAGCAUUUGAUAAGGCUGGACAGUGUUCAUUUGACUCUUCCGCCGACGAAAGGAUUUUGGCUCUGAUUUUGGAAAACAGUGGAUACAGUGCGGUAUAGAAAUUUACUCGAGCGAAAAAAGUUCUGAUUUUAAAAUAAAAAAGACAAUAUUUUGUGCAACAGAUGAAGAUGAUUGAUAACUUUUAAAUAUUUACGAAAGUGACAUUUGCAAUGAGCGUAUUUUUUAAAUAAAUCGUCGAUGGAUCACAUUGCUUGGGAGAAGAUUUACCUGUUCAAAUAUAUAUGUACCGACGGUUGCAUAGAUGAAUUUUAAAUGAUAUCUGAAGAUUUUUGGAUGUUCAAGAAUUUUACGAACAUAACGAUCUUUGUUCGAGAUUGUGUAAAAGAGAAUAAUCUCAAAGUAUGAAAGGAUAUUGUUAUCUGCUACGUUCUUUGAUUUCAUCGAUCUUGAUCAAUAAAUCUGAAUGAAUCCCUCGUGAUUGAUAAUGCGUAAUGAAUAAUGCGCUCACGCAUGGAACGUUACGAUUCUUCGAUACUGGAACCCACGGAUCGUAACAUGUUGAAUAACUUUAAGAUUCGUAGCUGACAUUAAAAGCUUGUUUUCGUAUUUGUGAAAACAUAUAUUCAAUGAUUCAUAAAAGAGUCAAAGCCGUGUUAAUUUUUCAUAGCUCUAAUUGGCCACAGAUGAUACCUCGUCGAAAAAUUUUCAUCUUUCUUUCCCUUAUGAUAUUUGUAACGCUGCCUUGUUAUCAAAGUCGUGCCAGGAAUAAUCCAAGUACUCAGAAAUUAAUUAGAAAUAGAGAAUCGUAUAAGUUACCUGAAGAUAAACUUUUAUUCAACUAUACAAAUGAUCGGAAGAAAGAAAAUCUUCAUAUAAAACAAAAUGAUGAAAAAUGGGAUGCGAUACCUAUACAAUACCAAAAGAAAAAUGGAUAUAUACAUGAAUCUCAAUCUGUUAAUUUUACACACAAUCAUACAAGAGACAAUAAACUACUAAUGUAUAGUGAACAGAUCUCAACACACAAAAGAUUUAAAAGAGGUGUGAUACAUUUGUAUAACAUGGUAGUAUGCGCCACUGGAUGUAAUCCUUUAGCUUAUAAGGGAUAUGGAUGCUACUGUGGUUUUUUAGGUUCAGGAUAUGUAAUAGAUGGAAUAGAUAGAUGUUGUAAAAUGCAUGAUUGGUGCUAUGAUGCUACAGAAUGUCCAACAUUUUCAGAAUACUUUGUACCAUAUUAUUGGAGAUGUUAUCGCGGUUACAAACCAGUAUGCGCUGUUGAACAUGGAAAUUGGGGAGGAUCUGGAUCAUGUGCUCAGCGAUUGUGUGAAUGCGAUCGUUCAUUCGCUGAAUGUUUAAAACGUUAUCCGUGUCCAACAACCAAAGCUGUAUGCACUUCUUCACCUUGGAGAUUAGUGCAAAAUCUUUUUAUGAUCAUGUAAUAUUUGGUAUAGUAUUGUAAAAUAUAAAUCACUGAAUUGAACAUUAAUUCAUAAUUUAAUAAUAUUGUGUUCAUACCAAAGAUAAGAAGUGUACUUUAAUAAGUAUUGUAACAUUUAUUAUGAAAGGUACAAAUUUUUCUGUAAUAUCAGAAAUCAACAAGACAAUAUAUUAA